GUGUGUGAAAAAGUAGAAAAGAAGCUAAGCCAGGGCAAAGGCAAUUAUAAUAACAAUCGAGUUCGUUUAAAAAUGCGAAAGCGAUAAAGCUGAUCGAGCACUAUCAGACGGUAAAAGCAAUAAGUUAGGGGUUUUGGCGCACGAAAGAAAAAACACGAUGAAACUGUCGAGCUUUACGUGUCUAUUGUUACUCCUGGUGGCACAGCGAGCCCAGGUGUUGAGGGCUGAGCUGCAGGGACCAUUGGAGAGUGAAGCGGCGGUGGCCUCGACAGCGACAAAACAAAAUGUCGAGUCGGCAACGUCUGCAACUGAGGCGCAGGGGAGUGAAGAGAUUACUACCAGCACCGAAAAAGAAUCCACAGUUCCUGUCGAUGCCUCCACCACAGGAGGAACGAGUAAUGAACGCAAAGCGUCUAAGCCGAAGGAUAACGAAUUUGUACAACGCACAAAAGUAAUGCCAGCUGCUUUGUUCGAACGUCUGUGGAACGAUAGUUUAAUGAAGCAACAAAAACUGAAAGCCGAAAUCGAAGCAAUUGAAGCACAACGUCCGCCACCCGAGGUUGUUGAGCUGACCCCCGAUCAGGUGGAAGUUGAAACCAUGUACAACAAUGCAAUUGACAUGAUGGCCAAGCCACGGACGGACAAGCGAGUAGCCUUUACACUUCUGCGAAAGGCCGCUGCAUUGGGUCAUUCUUUCGCACGAGCUGAUCUGGCCUGGUCUGUCGUUCUCGGUCACUGGAUGGACUUCGAUUUUCACCAUGCCGCCGAAGAGUUUGAGAACUUGGCCAAAGAAGGUGUAGCCGAUGCUCACUUGGGUCUGGCAUUUCUGUAUUCCGUUGGAGUUGGUGGAAAGAACAUUAGUCAGCCCCUCGCGCUGAUACACUUCACAUUGGCUGCUCUCGGCGACAGCACGCUCGCACAAAUGGCCAUGGGCUAUCGUUAUUUGUACGGCAUCAAUGUGCCCAUCAGCUGCGAAAAGGCGCUGUCGCAGUACAAACGUGUGGCUAAGAAAGUGGCUUCAAAGGUAACAUUCGCUAAUGGACCAGUAGUGCAUCGUGUCAGGUUGCUCGAUGAGUUGGAGAAUCCAGGCAGCCAUGAGACAGAAAUUGUGGAUUACUAUCAACUGCUGGCCGACAAGGGGGAUGUUCAAUCCCAAGUCGGUCUAGGCCAAUUGUACUAUCAGGGUGGCAAAGCCAUACAGCAGGAUCAUCAGAAGGCGCUGGAGUACUUCACUCAAGCGGCAAACGCAGGAAAUGCCAUUGGCUUUGCAUUUCUGGGAAAGCUUUACUUGGAGGGCAGCGAGCAAAUAAAAGCGGACAAAGACACGGCUUUUAAGUACUUUACUAAGGCAGCUGAAAUGGGCGAUCCUGUGGGCCAAAGUGGACUUGGUCUGAUGUACUUGAAGGGACUCGGUGUGCCAAAGGAUUCCAUAAAAGCAUUGUCGUACUUCACGCAAGCUGCAGAUCAGGGCUGGGUCGACGGCCAAUUGCAGUUGGGAAACAUGUACUUCACUGGCAAUGGCGUUAAAACGGAUUACAAAUUGGCUCUUAAAUACUUUAACUUGGCCUCACAAUCGGGUCAUGUUUUGGCGUACUACAAUUUGGGAAUUAUGCAUGCCUAUGGCAUGGGCAUGUUGCGUUCAUGUCCCGCAGCUGUCGAAUUCUUCAAGAAUGUAGCUGAACGUGGGCGCUGGAGUGCUCGAAUGAUGCACGCAUAUAGCGACUACAAACAAAAUCGGAUCGAUGAAGCCUACAUGCAGUAUGCGCUGAUGGCUGAGGUCGGCUAUGAGGUGGCUCAGAGUAACGCUGCUUUCUUGCUGGAUCGCGAGGAGGUCCAUGUGUUCAAUGAUCGUCACGAGGACUUAAUAAGAGCAUUCUAUUAUUGGAAACGUGCAGCUGGUCAAGGUUAUUCUGCAGCACAAGUCAAAUUAGGUGACUACUACUACUAUGGCUGGGGCACCAAUACGGAUUUCGAGACGGCUGCUGCACUAUACAGGAAAGCAUCGGAGCAACAGUAUAAUGCUCAAGCCAUGUUCAAUCUGGGUUACAUGCAUGAGCAGGGUCUGGGAAUGAAGAAGGAUUGGCAUUUGGCUAAAAGAUUGUACGAUUUGGCAGCUGAAACGAAUUCGGAUGCCAAAGUGCCUGUGGCAAUGGCAUUAUUUAAGCUACAAAUGCUGGCAAAAAUUGAAUCGAUAAAAGAGUCGCCGUACAAGUUCAUUUUCUAUUUGGAUGAGAAUAUUGCCGCGAAUUGGGAUCUGUAUAUGAUUACAAUACUGACGCUCUUGUUAGGCUUUAUUAUGUACACCCGAAGACCAUUCCAGCAGCCAGCUGAGCAGCCUCAGCCUGCGGAUCCACCUAACGAUAACGCCGCAGUCAAUGUGAAUCAAGUGCAUGCCGCUGCACCAGCGGCCACAGCAAGUGCAGGGUUAGGAGCGACUGCAGUCGCCGCUGGCGGUAAUGAGGAAGCGGCCACAUCAUCCUCAGCACCCAUGACCACAACCUCUACGUUACCUAUAUCGACAACUAUAAGCACUGCAGAAGCAGCUUCCACGUCCGGUGCGACGGCUGCCAACAGCUCAUCCUCAGCGCCGAGCAGCGCAAAUACACUCGAUCCCACUGAUUAGUCUUAAACAAAUUGUUUAAUAACUCUAGUUUAAUUAGUGUCUGUGUAAAUAUUUAUCAUCUAAUUUCACCGUUUUAAUUUUUUAUUAACUUUAAAAAAACAAUGAACUUUUAGAUAUUUACAAAAUAUCGUACUCAAAAAAUAUAUAUUUGUCCCUAA
Scaptodrosophila lebanonensis is the source of this 2781-nucleotide messenger RNA. It is a transcript of the gene Hrd3, whose product is annotated as protein sel-1 homolog 1. Gene Ontology annotation, cellular component: endoplasmic reticulum membrane. The transcript is spliced from 8 exons. Gene Ontology annotation, biological process: ERAD pathway. The coding region runs from base 158 to 2623 and encodes 821 amino acids. The record is from RefSeq and is a predicted model, not a curated record. Gene Ontology annotation, molecular function: protein binding. NCBI's taxonomy places the organism in Eukaryota, Metazoa, Arthropoda, Insecta, Diptera, Drosophilidae.